GAAGCGUACUUGUAGCAGACGAGACGCGGCCUGUCCCGACUGCUGGAUAAUCGAUACGGGACGACGGCGUAUUCGUUCAUCAUGGCUGUCCUAUUUCACUUCCAAGUGUUUAAGAUUAUUGCUCUUCACUCCGUUGUCUUCGUGCUUUCAGUUGACUACACUUUGUCGGCGGAACAAAUCACAGCCUGCGACCCGGCGCGCGUGACGGCAUGCGUGGGGGACCUACGCAAGAUGUCCAGCGACCCCAUGAAGGACCUCGAAGUGGCUGAGGACGUCGCUGGACUUGAGCACAAGUGCAGGGAGAUGGAGGAGGCCAAGAGCUGCCUGGAGCGCGAGACCUCGUUCUGCCCGGAAGAGAUACGCAGCAUCUACAUGAACUACCUGCGGCCGGUGACCGCCUCCUUCCAGGACCUCUGCAACGCCGGCGAGACCAGAGACGAGUACCUGAAGUACGCUCCCUGCUUCGGCCGCAUGUCUCGGCGCGACGGGCCCUGCAGCGGCAAAUACGAGAGGCUGAGCAAGCUCAUGAGCUCCGAGAUGGACUUCACCCAGCAGCACAACAGCACGCUGCCCCAGUUCUGCUGCUACUUCUACGCCUUCUACAACUGCUACCGGGCCCAGACGGAGAAGCAAUGCGGCGCGCAGGCGUACCGGCUCUUCGAGCGCUACACGGGCUACCUAAGCAGCAGCCUCUUCACCGGGUCCUGCGAGAAGCACCUGAACCACACCGAGUGCGACGCGGUUGCCUCGUCCACCACCGGCCGGGCACCGGCCCUCGGGGCCUGCGGGCUGCCACUGCUGGCGCUGGCCGCCGCCGCGACGGCGCUGCGCCGGCGUUCGUAGACGGCCGAGCUCGGCACGAUGUUCUUCGCCGAGCAUUUGCUAACGGGGGACUGCCAAGCGGGAUCGGAAGGUGACGCGGAUGCCGAGUGGGCCAAGGCUUACUUUUCGCUGUGGAUCUUUUUUGCUCGAUCUCUUCUCGUAGCAAGGCCGAGUCCUGUCCGCGUUUUGCCGGAUUAACACUCGCUGCAGCGCCGGUCGCCUGUAUGUAUAAGGUAUGACGAACUCCACCCCCUUCAUGUGCACUACCCUUGGCACGCGUUCAGCACAGAGACUCCCACUGGCUGCAAACCUUUUCCUCGGGGAGCCCGUCACUAUAUGGCGGCUCAUUGCUAGCAUUGACGUAAGCGGCCCCGUUAUGAGAGCGUCAAAGAACCGCGCAAGCGGUCGCGGAAUUAGUCUCGAUUAGAGCGAUUCUGGAGCUCGUUUAUUGCUUUUGGCCCUAAAAAAGAGGCAAAUAAAGCGGUUCGAAGCGGCAGUACUUACAGUGGAUCUCACGUGUGCAUGAGGCGUCAAGGGAACCUCCGAUUUGGCGCGAGUACUAGACGGCAACGGCGAGACAGACGCGGCUCUAGACUUUGGCAGCAAUUGUAGGGAGUUUAUAAUUUAUGUGGCAAAAAACUGUGUCGCAACGUUGCUUGAAGAAGGCCCCUUUGCGUUGCUUGAAGAAGGACUUCUGCUCCUGUCGUUUUUGACGCGCGGCAACUAAAGCUCGGCUAAAGCGGCACACGCCCGAUCACACGAUGCGCGCGUUUUCUUCACUGCCACACGUUAGAGUCUUGUUGGGUUCUCCAAGCGCGUGACAUCAAUGUUAUAUAUUGGUUCAACGUACUUGUUUCAUCGCAAAAACACCCAAUAACGUUCGGCGAAAAACCCUGCUUGUGCCGCUUCAUGCAUUUUCUCAGCAACCGCGCGGCGUGCAGUGCAAGGGAGAAGGAUAUUGUGCGCGUUCGUUCCCUUGCCGUCCCAUCUAUCCUUCAGUCGGGCGAAUGUCCGGUUGCCAGCUUGUCGGAAUAUUUUUUUUUAAUUUUUUUGAGACUACGAUGGUGUUGCUUUCUGCGUCGGAUAUAUAAUGAGAGUUGCAAUAUGUCGGACACGGAUUUGGCUUCGUCCUAUGCACCAAUAGUAGCUAAAAUGUAUCAGGAGAGGCGUUUCAUCGUAGGUGUUUGCAGAAAAUUUGCACACCUGAUGAUUGUGAGCAACCAGCCGACUAGGGGUUAAUCGCAUCGCAUGUGAUCUUGACACGCGAUUCCUAUGGAGAUUGCAGGACGACCACUUGAGUCUCGCCUUUUUUCGCCUCCGUGCUCAGCCUUAUGCCCGUCCUCGGAACGCCUGCGGUUGUGAGCAGGUGCGCUUUCCAGAACUGUUGCGCGGCUUUCCACGCCUCUGGUGGUGGGUGCACACGCAGCAAGAGAGAUCGCUGCACGUUAAGAAAAAAUAAAAGAGAGAGAGAGGACCUGCCAGACAUGACACAUCGCGAGCGUGUCACAUGUGAUGAAAGGAGAGCUGCUGUUCGAGCGUAAACGGCAGCCGCUGAAGGCAGCGAGUGACAGUGCCUCAGGCUCAAUUUGUCAUCACGCCAUAAGUCGUUCGUGCCAAUUUCGAUCGGGCGUUUAAAGCUGCUUCAACAAUAUUCCUCAUUAUCUGACAAACACUGUCUACCCCCGACGUGAAAGGCGCUUCCUAACGUGAUUUGACGCGGCUUCGGGCAGCAUGCUUCUUGCUGUUUCAAAUGUUGGAACACACAACCUACCCAGCACAUUUCUUUUGCCUGCAUAGAUAAAGCAGCUAUAUAGGAAUCGCCAAAUUGUAAAUAAGGUCGCCUUCCACUGCCCGCUACUUCUAAAACAACUGACGCCGCCGGCACUGAUUGAGUAUAAGCAGCGUCGGCGAACGGCAACGGAAAACAAAAUCACAAUGAUUGCUACCGAACAAGCCGUAAGAUCUCGAUAUUUCUUCCGGUUAUGCAAUGCGAUGGCGGAGUGGUGUUUGGGGUACGGCGUGUCGUACUUGUAUUUCUGGCAAGUGCACCUUCGCUUAGCGUGCCACGUGCAACGAUUCAAUGGCGUACGAAGCGCUCGAGUUAAUCUCUCGGCAGCACUGGAAAAGCACUGUGCUCUCCUCAUUGGCUGUCGGUCAGCAGGAGUCAAUUGACAGCUGAGCCUCUCUCUCGCACUCCUUCAAAGGGGCAGGCGUCUGUUAUGACAUCCUUAUUUGUUAGCUAUCAUUCAUGAAGGCCGGAGAAAUUGAGGAACCCCUUUGUCAUGCUAACGUUAAACAGAAUUAUUUUCUUGCUCCGUAGUUUUGCUUUGAGAACCUUGUCUUACUUCAGUGACUGUGGGGUCCGCCUGCGGACAGCAAGGUCACAGGUUUGUUUCCUGGCCGAAAAAAAAAAUAACUGAAAAUAGGCAGUGCGGCUGAGUGCAAUUCUAAGGCACCAAAACCGGAAGAACCACAGUUGGUUCUUCUCUCCUUGGGAGCAAAGCGUAUAAGGCACUGCUUCACAGCAUUCGUCAAAUGACGACAGAUGUUUUUCGGACGACACAGCAGUUCUUCGACGUCUCGAAUUCCAACUGGCAAAAUAUUCUUUCCACAGCGCGGGGUGUGACAUAGCGCGCAGUUUCUUUUACUGCCAUGAUCGUCAUUUUCGUCGAAGUUGUCGUUUCGGCUUGUCUCUGUCAUCAGCCUUUUUCAGGCACCGUAAGUUCGUUCGCGAUCACUUCGUGCAUAAGGGAUAAAUAAUGCUCGUCGUUUUAGCGAGCCGGAUACUGGAUCCUUCCACCGCACGUCUGUUUACUGUGACUUGCGGAAUUUCGGUUUUCGAGUUGCGUUGUUUGCGGCAGCAGUGAUGUGGUUGUGUUCAUUAGUUUGUACCGUGCCGUGCUCGUUAUCUCACGCGGUUGCUGGGUCGGCCUAGAUCGGGGCAUCUUUGUGGGUGCAAGCGAGGGAGCCGAUCUGACGACACUGAAGAGCAGCACUACCGGCACUUUACCAAUAUUUUUUGUAUGUGUUCGUUUGCAACCGAUGCGAAUUUUGCUCCAAGUGAAAUGUUGUGCAGUCUUGGCAAGUUGCGGCGCGAAAGCGGUUAAUGCGUUGAUCACUAUUCGUGUUCCCUUCGCUUGUGGUGUACAAAGAGCUUACAGAGGCGCCUGCCAAGCUCACUGCAAGCCGGAAAGACGAAACGUGCGAAAUGCAUCUUUGUGUUGAACAGACACGUGGGCGGCAGAAAAGCGGUCACCGUACCUACGCACAGGAGACUAUCAAAAUAAUAUUGUGUUGGACUUCAUUAGGGGUGUCUACUUGGCUGAAUCUUUGAGUUCUUUCAUCAAAUUUACACAUACUCGGUAAAACACAAUCUUCUCGCGGUUGUUCACGUUCUUGGCCGUGCGUGCUGUUGCGCGGCUGUCCGAGAAGGUUCAUUGCGUGCCUCGUUUCAGUCCUGCCGAUCGGGCCGUCUCUCUGCACCUGCAGGGCUGGCUGCUCCCGAACUCUUUGCGGCCUUGGGGAACUUCACCUGCCUUCACUCCUUUCCCCACUGCCUCUUGUUCCCCACCGAUGUGCUGUUUAUCCACGGCCUCGCGAGGGUUCUUGUGAUGAAAGAAUAUUUCUUGCGAAAGACUACCUAAGUGCUGAAGGGGUGCUCCUAAUUGUUUAAUUCAAGUUCUAAUGUAAAAAUCCACCCAGUGGGCUCGGAUUCGUUUUGGCCCCUCACGGAACCCUAAAAUACCGUUCGUGAAAACCCUGAGAUUCGCGGAACCCACUUUGGAAACCCCUGCGCUACACCAUGACAGAUUCGACGUAAUGUACUCCACCAACAGGAAAGCCUGCAUGCAACCAACUCGUCGAAGCGUCGGCUGUAGUCUGAGGCUUCCCUUGUCAGCCCGUCGGUUGAUGAAGGCAGAGGUUCGGGUUAUCAUGCUGCUAUCCUAAGUAGCGCUUCAAAAGACAGCUACCGACAUGGAAACGACCACAGAUGGCGCUGUGUGCUGUCGCCCUUCUGUCCGUUCUUGUCUAUUUAGCGCUAUCGGCUGAUAUCACUUCCACUUCCUGAUGUUAAAUGAAACGAACCCGUGCCCAAGUGCGGCUGUAUGUUGCGGCACCCUCCAGGCCGUGUGAGUAUAAGUUGGGCGCACUUUUCAUCCCAACUGGGGCGCCAUGUUUUCAUUGUUGAUGCUGAAUUCUCGUUGUUUUAUGUUUCCACAAAGCAUUUCGUGCGAAAUUGGUAUCGGCCAUUGGCCGGCCGCCUUCUCCAACUUUACGAUUGGUUGCAAUUUGCUCCCGCAAACAAUUUCACAUAUUGUAAGAGCUUUUCUGUAAAUACGGGCCGUGAUGCCCCGCACUCUGAAACGCUGCCUUGUAAAGGCUACCUUCGCCAUUUAACUUUGCUGGUGAACUCUUGAUGUUCUCACUAGUCGCAACGUUAUACAAAUAAAAUGUUUUUAUGGUAUGAUUUAUACGUGCUUAUCUCAAGGACGGCAAAUUGUCGCGACAUUUCACUUGGCACCACCUAGCCUCGAAGAAUAAAUCACAAUAAGCAGUGAUAAUGCUUUAGGCUUUUGACGCUGUAGCGAGGUGUGUGGGAAAAAAAAGAAAAAAAGUGAUGAAUCGCGGUGAAGCUGAAAUCGCUCCAUAAAAUUUUUUUACAUGGCUUAUUUUUGAAAUACGCGCGCGUGAUUCACCUUUAUCGUGAGUUCUUCGGAGUAAUGUACCGAUGUUGUUGUUGCAUACUAAAUACAACAGCUUCACUAAGACCUACGUCACUCAUGUUUCUGAAAGUUGCAUCUCAUCCAGUCAUGCUCGUUAACACGCUUACUUUUACAGAAAGUUUGUUUACCAUCUAUGCUUCCCCGGACUGCUCACUGCGAUGUAAAUUUGGAGUGUUCACCGUCCUUUAAGGUUUGUGUACUUUUAGCGCGUUUUCUUCUUUCGCAGCGUUCGAUUUUGCCCUGGUUAUACUGUACGUGUGGAACAUUUGCGUUUUACCGUUUGCACUAUUUAGAGAGUGUCAUUUAAAAGAAAUAAGACUUAGAAGAAACGAUCUUUUAUACGCAGUGUCAAAGCCUGAAGUUUCAGAGAAACAAUAACCGCGCACUAACGAUCAAAACGAGACUUGUGCACUGCCGCUCUCUGGAAGUUCAGCUAUUGAAAUACCCGUGUUCUGGUGCCAUUCACGAAUCCUCGUCCACUUUGGGUUUCGUUGCUCCGAAGUGUUGAUGACGGAGGAUCGCUUAGAACACGUCUUCGCUAUACCCGCGGUAUAGCUCAAUAAGGUUACAUACAUUGUUACUUUUAAAUAAGAUACCCCAAAUGUUGUCGACACCACUGUUCGCUCGUUUAAAAUCUCUGAGAAUACAGGCGAUACUCUCGGCUAAUUUACACCGAGUCUUUUUCCCGGGCAAAACGAUAUGAUAUUAGUGGCAUUUUUAUGCAUGGUCAACAGCGGCUGACUGAAAGAUACCACAGAGCAGUGGCAUAAUGUACAGAUCCAAGGGAUUAGCUAUUGAAGGACGGAUUUGACUGCCCACGAUAUUGAGCCGACAAUAGCGGGGGGGGGGGGGGGGUGGAAACACUACCGACAAGCGGCAGGAAGAGUUGUCGUCCGCUCUAUUCCUGCUUCUUGUCCGUAGAGAGCCGUUUCGCUUUUACUGGUCGACUAUCCUUUCUUCUUUAUUCUUGCGAGAAGGGGCUGUUGAUGUCACGUGCGAAAAAGCACGGCGUUGGCAGGUAGCAAGCUCUGCGGCCUCGUUCGGUGGCCGACAUUCAGGACGCACGAAAGGCGCACCACCCUUUCGGCCACGUCACGUGGUGCACGCGACGCGCACAGAACGCAACCGUCGCGGAAAUUUCGGCUCGUGCCCUCCAGCGUUGGCCGCUUUAUUUAGCGCAAGAAGGCUCCCAAACUGCGUUUCACGCAACAAGCUCUUACAAGUCGUGCAAGCGAGGUCUUUUUUUUUUGUUUUGUUGCACAAGCGCACAGACUUAGUGCCACCGCGUGUGAAAACUUGAAAGUAUUCUUUGGCUGGCAUUGAAUGCGUUUUGCGUUCGCUUGUAGUAGCAAUGCAUAGCGGUAAACGAAACGGAAAGCAGCCCAAGUUCCUGCGGACGAGUCCAGACUUUUUAUAGUGACGCCGCUCAUUGACCGAAACAAAUAACUCGUUUCACAAGAUGAGUUAUCCAGGAACCAACGUAGUGCAAACAGAUUCAUAAAAAAAAAAGAAAACAGGAAGGCAAAUUGAGUUUGUUGGGAACAAAUUCCUAUUCAACUACAAAAUUUAUUUAUUAUGGCACACGUGCAUUUUGCUGCUGUAUCAAGGUAUGCUGUAUAGCCAGGUGGGUGACUUUUCCUUGAAUAUAACAACUUAUAAUUAUCUUGGAUUGGCUCGUCAACGCACAGCCCGAGCGUUGCACAAGUGACAAAUUGAAGUUGUACAGUCGGGAAUUGAAGUGAUGAAACCUUAAAAGCUUAGCGUGUGCCGCGCAAUGGAAGAAAGCACGUCGUCAGUGUUCGUUCACAAGAGGAGCGCCAGGUUGCAAUAAUCAAGAGUUUUCCUCGACGUUGCGUCUUUUUUCGAGGGAAUGAAAGCUCCUGUGCAACUAAGAUACUUUCCUAUCGCUUGUUCUUGGUGUUGUCGGCACGUGUUUGCAGAGCGCUGUAAUCGUAGCAUCUGUACACAAUAGAUUCACUGUAUGUGCGUCUGGCAGUGUCUUAUAUGGCCGAAUGUCCUGUAGAACCAGCAAGCGCAGUGCCACUUUCAGUUAGCGCAAUUCACUCAUUUUUACUUUCUUAUUUGGGGUCUACUAUUGAGGAUUUUUGUUUAACAGGCUCUUCCGCAGCCCAUUUGCUACUUAGUAAGCAAUGGCAUAUUCUACAAAAAAGUGUUAUAUACAAUAAGUGAAAAGGGAGGCUUUCUUUCUUAUUGAGAACCUCAGUCCUUACAAGGCGAGAUAAAAACCACAUCAUCCUAAAUCGAAAGAGACAAGAGUGACUGCAUUAUAAACAUAACGGGGUUGAAGCACUGAUACCUGCUGAAUUCCAAUUAGUGCACAUGGGAUAAAGAUUUAUAAAAGCGAUAAAACCCCCAUGCUUAUCUUUGCUGUUAAGCAACCUAUCAAAAUUUGUAUCGACAACAGUUAGGUAAAAACGCCGAACUGCGAACGCCCGCUUUGUGCUUAUAGCUACAAUUCUUUCCGUAAAGUGCCCUUGCCGUGAGCUUUACUGGAUUUCAGCACUGAAUGAUAUUGCCGCUUUGUUGUGCACAUUCUCUUUUUCUGUCAAAUAGUUGUACUGAGCCCAGGCCACAUUUGCUGUAAUGUUCGUCUUUCGAGGAGCCCCUUUGUUCUUAACUGUGGCAUGGCUUCGGCGAUCCCUCAAAUUCAGCUGUAUUCACAGGUGUAUCAUACUUUUGCAAUUUUUAAUAGACAUGGUCAUUCAAAGUGGCCUUUACUGCCUUCGAUUAUCGCUAUGGUUUCUUGAAUUGUGCAUAAGGGAUUUUAGAGAAUCGCUGUCGGGAAAUUCCUCUUUAUAUUGAUUGUGGAGGUGCUGAGCGGAUUUCAAAAGUGCUUUGUUUUUCAAAUCCCACAAGAUCGUGUAAUGCUUUGUCCCAUAAAAGUGGUCACAUAGGUGCUUUCGAGCGAUCUUAGCACUGCAUCGCCAUUGUGGCUUUCUUUAUGGCUUAUUCGUGUUUGAACCACGGAAACCUAUAUACGAACUUGCCAUCUUUGUGUCGUAACGUUCUGGUUUGACCCUUCUCCGUUAUCUGGCACUUCGAAAGAGUGCAGAAACGCCACGAUACUGGUCGUUUGGCUUGCGGAGCGUAUAUAGUUGUCAGCCCGGCAGGCAAGACCCAAGGGAGGAACAAACGGCGGAUACUGUGCUCCCUUUGAAAAGUUGAAAUCUGUAGCUGUUUAUCAAGACAUGGCAACAGACAGGACAUUGAGGCCAUAUGCGUAAAAAGGGCGACGCAGCGGAGAAAAAUAAAAUAUGCGAUAUCGAUCCCGCCGGCCUGGCGAAAGUAUAAGGUUGUGUCUAAUUCUUGUUUUUCUUCUUUUUACUGUGGUUUGUCUUCUUCAGUGCCAUGAGCUCCUAGCUGUUGCUUAGUUCUCAGUGUGUGGAUUGUAUGAGCGCUUGUGACAGCGGAGAUUCCUCUGCGACUGACUGGCUAUUAUUUUUAUUUUCUCUCCUUAUCUGUUCUUUCCCCUCCCCAAGUGUAGGGUAGCCAGCCGGGCACGUCCUUGGUUAACUUCCCUACCUCCGCCUCUUCGUUUCUCUCUUUUCAAUGUGUGGCAGCGUGUUGAAUUGUGCUGGUUGGUGCAUUACUGAACUUGAAGGAAACAGCGCCAGAACAUCCAUAUAGCAGCGCAUGGUAUACACUGAUAUACCAGCGCCGUGUUUCUCUCCUCUCGUCAUCGUGCUGUUUUUUUAGCGUUCUUUUAUUCGCGUUCAGAAGACUAAUGCAUCUUUCGCCUUUGUCCUGCAUAUGCGCUCAUUCUGUAUGCCCCACCUGCGUCACUGGUAGGUGAAUUUGGCACUAAAACAGUUAAGGGUAUGUGUGCAAAGAGCUGCGAGCUGUUAUGGAUACUUACUACGCCUAGUGCACAAGCAAAGUUUAAAAGGGAACCAUCGGUGUACCAAGGUUGCGAUUGUUAGGGCGGACUUUGCUUUACCGAAGCUGCCAGAGUCUUGGUUCGCAUGAAGGCGCUGGUGCGCGCGCAAUUUGUAUUCUCUGUUUAAGCAGCAUUUUCGGACGCCUAGUUCCUGCCACGUUCGCGCGUACGCUUUCUUUCCAAGGCGGUGCUUACCAGUCAUUUGUGCCAGUGGCGGUGUGAAUAAAUGCGCUUUCGCCAAA
Molecule: messenger RNA, 9686 nt
Organism: Dermacentor andersoni
Lineage: Eukaryota; Metazoa; Arthropoda; Arachnida; Ixodida; Ixodidae
Source: RefSeq, a predicted model, not a curated record